AUGGACACCGCAGCGCGAAAUUUGCGCGGCUUCGUUGAGGAUGUCCAGUCACCAAGUGCCGACUUGUUGGAUUUCCCCUCACCAGCAAGCGACCUUGAAAUCUUCACGCCAGGUGUUGGCUCAUUGUCUUCGACGGCAAACGUGACUCCUAACUCAUGGCCAGAUGCUGAUGCGUGCCUGCCUUCUGCAACAUCCGCAAUUCCCGACCCUGUAGAGCUUCAGACUUCACUCUCACCAACUCACGAAUUCGAACAGCCAGGUCUCGGCUUCGAUACUUUCGUAGGCACUCGAGUGGCACCAGCCCCUACCAGCCCACAGCCAUUGCUUCCAUCGAAGGUCGGAGAGGACCUUCGCCUACCAUCCUUUGCACAACUGGGAAUAGCUGCCCCGCACUCUGAGUCAAUCCGUCCAUUACUUGUGCGCAACCCUCAUUGUUGCCUUGGCGUCGACAACUCAGCAGCGUCUUCCAUCGACAUUGGUGACAAGAAAGGACUGACUGCAGGUGCUCGCGUUGGCGAUGCCAUGCCUGAACACGUAGACGCGAUUCAACCCGUGUCUUCACCCUCAGUGCAACCAAGAUCACCUCUACACAGCCCGGUGCAUCACUAUGUGGUGACAACUCUCACCCCUCCCGACGACACUGGCAGAAUAACGUGGGGACCAGUUACUCAGUUCGCGGCAGGGGCAAUGUCAUCUCCUGCGGCUAUCGGCGAAGGUCCAGCCCCUGGCAUCGAGGCUCCAAUCGCAUCGGUCGCGAGUGAAUCAACAAUUCCGGCUAUCAAUGUACGAGGUUCAAGCCCCUUAGAAGAGCCACCGCGACCGUGGCUAAAGAAUGCUAUAUCAAUCAUCCUCAAGAACAUUCGCUCUGCAUCCAGCGCCUAUGAAGAUCCUAUCAAGGUUCUUUCGCACGCAUUACCAUGUCCAUCGACAGAAGGCCACGCAUUUCCCACCAUCAUCAGCUCUUUACAUGACGAGACUCCUCAGUCACCUACGUGUUGGAUCAACGUAUUCCAUGCACUUCCAGGCAGAUUCAACCUAGCAGAUCUUCCCACAUCACCGCCUAGUACUCCCGGACCUCCGAUCGGCGGCGACGACUACUUCACAAGCAAAGUGUUCGACUCAGCUGUACAUAUACUCGACUACGCCGACAACCUGAAAUCCCUUCCGCAAUCUCCUCGGCCUGUAGUGCCACCGUCUUCGGUCGACGUCUCCAUUGUUGAGCGCUACAUCCCUCCUACUAACAAAAACGAGUUUGCAGACAUGUUUACUACGCGAGGUCCCUCCUUGCUUGUAGACAGACUGGUCGAACUCUCACCCGACAAUGGCACACUCAUCUUCAUCUAUCCUACAAAACGAGGAGCGCAGACAUUCGUAAAUCACUAUCUCGGGCCCGUUCUCGACCCGAUCCUUAGAUCUAUGGUCGUCGUCAAUGGAAUCUCGUCCGAUAUGGGCCAGCAAUUAGGCAAGAUGACAGCUGUCGAUGAGUUGCCCGACCAUGAGACCAUGAAGAGGAAGAUAGUUCAACUCUGCUCCUCAUUGAGCCAGUCAAGUCCAGGCAUGGAGCGCUUCCACAGGGUACCCACCAACUUCGAGCUGUUGCUUUCCUCCACCGAGGAGGUGAAGCUGGAUCGCAAGAUUUGGUCUCAGGACUGGUGGGCCAAACAGGAAAAGCCACGUAUCAGGGAUAUUAUCUCGCGCUUCUUCCGCAAGGUCAAUCGAGCACAAGAAGACCAGACACCCGUCGCGCUGGUACAUGAGGUUCUGGAUGGCGUUGCACAAAAGGCAUACCCAGAGGGGCAUGACGAACAAUCCGGAAUCGAGGUCAACGUGUUUGUCAUUUCGAGAUCGAGAUGCGCAAAGUGA
Messenger RNA from Aureobasidium subglaciale EXF-2481, 1863 nucleotides. RefSeq lists its product as uncharacterized. The record is from RefSeq and is a predicted model, not a curated record. The transcript is spliced from 3 exons. Lineage: Eukaryota; Fungi; Ascomycota; Dothideomycetes; Dothideales; Saccotheciaceae. Bases 1 to 1863 code for a protein of 620 amino acids.